GCUGAGUUUUCAGACUGACAAAACUUCCACCGAACCGAGUGAUGGCGGCCGUCGUGUCUGUUAGCACAGCUGCCAGAGAUGAAACCACAGACACAGGGCUCAGUUUCGCCCCUCGCCCGCUUCACGAAAAUUACGACCUCGCUUCGGAGCACGAAAGCUGGAUGUCCGGAGACCGCCGGUACCCCGACCUCGAACCGGGCGAAGAGGACUCUGAACGCGAGUGUCAGCGGAGGGUCGACGAGGACUUGACAUCACUGAGCCCCGAAGAGAUUGAGAGCCGCUUGGAGAGAACUCGCCGGGAGUUUUACAACCGUAGGAAAAUUAUCAUAAAAAAUCUUCCCUCCGACGUCAGCAAUCAGGAGGUCCAUGAGCUGUUGGGCAACUAUGACUUGAAGUACUGCUUCGUUGACAAAUACAAGGGCACAGCAUUUGUGACGCUGCUUAAUGGAGAACAGGCGCAGUGUGCCAUCAAAGACUUCCACCAGCAUGUGCUCCGGGACAGGGAGAUCUCUGUGCAGCUGCAGCCAACAGACGCUCUGCUAUGCAUCGCCAACCUGCCCCGCGCCUUCACCCAGCAGCAGUUUGAGGAGUUGGUGCGACCCUUUGGUAACCUGGAGCGCUGCUUUCUAGUGUACAGCGCCUCCACAGGGCACUCCAAGGGCUAUGGCUUUGUGGAGUACAUGAAGAAGGACUCGGCUGCCAGGGCCAAGUCGGAGCUAUUAGGAAAGCAGCUGGGCUCUCGCAUGCUGUAUGUCCACUGGACUGAAGUGGGCUCGCUCACAUACCCACUGCUGCACUCUAAAUGCCUGUGUGUGGACCGCCUGCCCCCGAGCCUGCUGACAGCACAAGACCUACGCAACGCCUUGGCUGAUACCCAUGCGCCCGUCUUCUGCCAGUUGGCUCAGGGACAAGAUGGAAGUUUUCGGCGGUUUGCAGUGUUGGAGUUUGCCACAGCUGAGAUGGCCGAGGAGGCACAGAGACUCACUGAUGGCAGGCUGCUGGGAAGGACACACAUCAGGGUGUCUUUCUGUGCCCCUGGUCCUCCUGGAAGAAGCAUGUUGGCUGCUCUGAUCGCCGCCCAAACCAUGGCUGUGAAUAGGGGUAAGGGUCUCCUCCCUGAUCCUACAGCCAUGCAGAUACUUACAGGCCUCAAUAACCCUGCUACCCUCAAGAUGCUGCUCAACCCUCUGUCACAAGGACCCAAACAAGGCCUCCUUGGGGCAGCCCCUACGAUGCCCCUGCUGGCCAAUCCCGCCCUCUCUGCCGCCCUGCUCCAGCUGCUCCUUCAGAACCAAGCCAAGGCCCAGCAGCAGGCAGGACUCAUCGGGGAGAAUCCUCUGGCUGCUCUCCCUGUCCAGCAGGGAGUCCAUCUGCUCGGAGACCUGCCCCAAGGUGGUGUCCCCGGUCUUGGUCUUCAGACGGAUCCUUUGGCCCCCUUGAAGCCAAUGCCACUUGGCCGAGCCUUGGCAAGAGAGCAGGAGUCCCCCACAGCAGCGUGCACCUUCCCCCAGACUUCCUCUCCCACCCUGCAGGGAAUCUCCAUGCCCCUGAUGAGUGGGAUGAUGGGGGCAGAUGGCCUCACAGCACAAGGGGUCUCCAUACUAGGAGAUCCUCCCAAAGAUGUGAACCAUCCCCAGAGUGCCUUCCUCGGUGUCAACAAUGUUUUUCCUUCAGGAGGCAGCUGCAGACCUCACCCCUAUAGGAAGAGGCCAACAUUAAGCAAUGUGUCCAACCAACACGCACACCAGAGCAUACAGCCAAAUUACAACCUGCGCUACCAGGAUUCCUACAGCCCAGAAUACCCUCCUCUACACCAGGAUCCUCUGGCUCACUUAUAUGAACAGCAGGAGAACCUUGAUGCUGGAGCCUUGACAGGCUUUGGUCAGCAGCUCUCUCGUCACCACGACUACAGUGAGCGAUUUUCCCACUACAGCUACCCUUCCAGUGAACCCAUGUCCUCUUACUUCAGCUCAGGGCCCGAGGCCCCCAGUAAUGGGAGCCUCCCUACCACCCAUCUCAACAGGGCUGUGGGAAUGCCUCCUGUGAGCCACACCACUAACUACCCCCCAGGCCUGGGGAAUGCUGUGAAGACUCCCAUUGGUAGCCACAAGCGUGUGUUCUCCCGGCUGAUCCCAUCUCCGGAGCCGAGCCCCGAGGGCGGCUACGUGGGCCAGCACUCCCAGGGCCUUGGAGGCCAUUACGCAGACUCCUACCUUAAGCGAAAGCGUAUAUUCUAACUACGGCUGAAUGCUGCCUGUUGUAGGAGUAGCCAUUCAGCAGCCAGGACACAAUGGCAUCUCCUCUGGUGUCUUCCAAUGAACUGGAUAGCGUGGUGGUCCUUGGAUUUGUCUCCUGUGUGCUCCUGUGAGUGACCCCUGGAGGGCGCCAGGGAGCGCAGCCUGUAGCUAUCUGGACAGUUGUUUCACUCCAUGGGAAUUCUUGGUGGUUGUAAUUUUUUUUCUGUUGUGUAUAUAUGAUUUUAGUGUGUUGGUAAAUUAAGUUUUUACUUUUUUUUUUUUUAAUUUGACUUUAAUUUCGUGUUGAAAAACGUGUACAGUGAGAAAAAAUGGUUAAUUAGCAUAUGAAGUCUUUUCUCUUGAGCAUUUUUUUUUAUCCCUGUGUUGAGUGUGGUGUAUCAGCAGAUAGUUUGGCCAGUUUUGCUUUUUAUUAUGUUUGACAUCCCUCUAAAGUGAUGCUGUCCACAAUUUCAGGCAAAGGGACUUGCGUAGUAUUAAAAAAAGCUUUACUUUAAGGGCUCUACUUUUUAAAAAGCCUUUCUAAUUCCAUGUAAAGAUGUUCAGUAGUUUGUUUAAUGAGAUGAUGUUUUGAUGUUGUUUUCCCCUUCUUCCACAGGGUUGUAUAUUUCACUGUAUGACCCUCCUUGGUUUCAGACCUCUCCUCAUUGGUUAACAUGCAGCUUUCCAUCCACCAAUGACAGCUGUGUGCGUGCCUGCCUUUGUGUUAUGACGGUGAAGCUUUUUUCCAUUCUGGCAUGUUUUCUCAAGCCUCAACUUUUCCACGUUGUUUGUCUUUUGAUCCACACCCUCCAGCUUUGUUUUUGGAGUCUGUUCUCUACACUGGUUGUUGAGUGAUGCACUUUGACGUCACAAUAUCUGUACUCACCUCUUAUGAGAUGCCAUUUUCAAGUCUCCUCUCACUCAUAUUUGUCCCAGGAGUUGAAUAUUUUCUGUGUUUGUGUGAGUUUUUGUUUGCUAAAUUUAAAUUUUGAAUGUCUUUAUAGUCCGAACACAACACCUCUGGUUGAGUUGGGUGGAUGGGGCGGUGGACAUGCGCUGUGUGCCAUCUCUCGAGUCUGGGAGAUACUAAUGGAAGCUAGUGGCAGGUGAUUGGUCAGUGACACGACUGUUAUCGUUUUUUUUCUCUCUUUUUUUUUUUUUUUAAUUUUAUUUUUUAAAAAUAAUUAUCUGGUUGACAGUUUGAUUGUGAAAACCCAUUACCUCUGACUUCUGCUAGGAAAUGCAGCUACACUUGAGCCUUAACAGUGUUUUUCUGUGACAUCAUCCUGCCCUGUGUUGGCUUCCAUCUACAUUUACCAUUUCUGUGUUAUUUGCUGUGUAAAUAGUUAAGCUUGAUCAUUUUCCCCCACCCUAAAGUCCAAAACUUUUUGUUUUCUUUAAUCAUACCUGCCUCUGGUCUGGUGUUUUGAAUGAAUUUGCUGCUCCUACGUGUUUUUGUCGUUUGCUUGUAUGCUUGACAGCUGAUGUGACCAAGAGUGGCGCCACAGCAGACCGCUCAUGUUGUGUAUGGACCAAGAGAUGCAGCCGUACUGUAUGAUGAUCAUUCACUUUGAUCGAUUUGAUCCUAACUGCCAUCUUCUCAUCUGUACCGCCAUGAUUGUCUCUGUAUGUGUGUGAUGUGAGCAAGUAAAUGUUAUUGAAACUCA
Molecule: messenger RNA, 3904 nt
Organism: Plectropomus leopardus (leopard coralgrouper)
Lineage: Eukaryota; Metazoa; Chordata; Actinopteri; Perciformes; Serranidae
Gene: raver1
Product: ribonucleoprotein, PTB-binding 1
Cellular component (GO): nucleus
Molecular function (GO): mRNA binding
Source: RefSeq, a predicted model, not a curated record